UAUCGGGGAUGCGUACGUACAUGUACGUACGGUAUUCAAUAAUAGACUGUGUUUUGCUGUAUAUAAACAUGGCGGACACUGUCACAGAGAAACCUGUUGUUGAGGAAGCUUAUGGGAGUGGGGAUGGGCCCAGAGACACAAUCAAAGAAGGUGACAUUGUCGGUCAGUCUUUUGAGAAUGAAGAUGGGGCGGACAUCGAAGCUACGUUAGACACAGAGGAAGAAUUUGGUGGCGCUGUGGAUGAUGCACAUAAAGUGUUGAAACUUCAGUCUCCAUCGGAUGAUUCCAUUGCAACAUUGGGGGUGGAUCAGCCUGAGGAGCAGAGAGGGGUGACAGAAGCCACGGCAGAUCAAGCAAUGGAACCUGAUAACUAUGAAGACAUAGCCAAACAUAAUAUCAUUCAAGUUGGAGGAGACGAUAGCGCAGGGAGAAAGCUGAUCUUUAUCAAUUGCAGCCGAUUUCCUCCCAGCAAGUCUUACAACCAGAUGAGAUUACUUGGGUACAUGAAGGACACCUUAAAUAAGUAUGUGGAGAAUGACUAUAGCCUGGUGAUCUUCCAGUAUGGCUUGACCAGACAGAACAGGCCCUCAUGGAAAUUCUUGGUCGAGGCAUACAAAAAUCUGGAGAGAAAUCAUGCCGAUACAAGGUACAAGAAGAACUUGAAGGCCUUGUACAUUGUGCAUCCAUCUCAAAUUGUUAAGAUGAUUUGGGGCAUUUUCCGCCACAUCGUCAGUGUGAAAUUCAGUCGCAAGGUUACAUACAUCCACUUCCUGUCAGAGCUUGGGGAAACAAUUGAUAUGAAGAAAGUUGAGAUUCCUGCAGUUAUCCAAAGUCAUGAUGAUCAGUUGGUUGCUUAUUACAAGGCCAAACAAACUGCUUCUCCAAAAUCUGCAACCAGCACAGACGGUCAAGUUCCUACUAAAGAGACACUUCCUACACAGCAGUUUGGAGUCUCGUUGGAGUUCUUGAGAGAGAAUGGAGCUGAAGGAGCUAUCCCUAAAGUUGUCAGAGAGACAGUUGAAUACCUGAAGAGAAAUGGUUUGAGAACGGAGGGACUGUUUAGGCGAUGCCCCAAUGCUAUAACUGUGAAGAAAGUCCAAGAAAUGUACAACAGAGGUGAUCCAGUCAACUUUACGGAUGUAGGAGAUGUCCAUGUUCCAGCUCUUCUCCUGAAAGCAUUCUUUCGAGAACUUCCAGAACCAAUCAUGACCUUUGACCUAUACGAUGACAUUCUCAAAAUUCACAAUCUUCAAGACAACACAGACAGGGCAGAAGAAUGCAAGAGUUUAAUCCACGACAGGCUUCCUGAGGAGAACAGACUCAUCUUCACAUACCUUAUGAAACUACUCAGAGAGGUAUCCUGUCUUAGCAGUGAAAACCAAAUGUCUGACUCCAACCUGGCCAUCGUGUUUGGUCCUAACUUGGUAUGGUCUCGAGAUGCAUCCGCUUCACUCUCGGCUAUGGCUCAGAUCAACUCCUUCAUCGCCACCAUACUCUUCAACUAUGAGCACAUCUUUCCAAACAACACCGACGCAGCAACCAUGUCGGAGAGAACCGAUGGAGAUGGAGCUAAUGAAAAAGAACUCACCUCAAAGGAAGACAAAACGGCAGAAGAGUAACUCUAUCAUUCUAUCGAUCCUGACACCAAAACUAAUAAUAUACACUUGAAGAAUAUUUAUUUGUAAAAAUAUACUCUAGAAAAAGUACAAGGUAUUAAAAAUGGAAAUUUGAUUGUACACAAAACCAAAAUGAGUAGUUUAUUUUUAGCAAGUUUUUGGCAUGCAUGUGCAUGUAAGCCAGUGACUCGGGUUCGAUUCCUUGGCGGGGCAUUUUUUCAACCUUUGCAAAGAAUUCAAAAAGAGAGGAAGCAAUGGGGAUUAGAGCUACACACCAUUAUUCUUUUAUUUUAAUUUCUCACAGGAGGCGCGAUUGGGGUAGCUCAGUCGGUAGAGCAGUGGUCUCGUAAUCCGGUAACCCGGGUUCGAAGCCAAGGUGAUGCGCUAGUGCCCUUUGGUAAGGCAGUAAUCCUCACUACCAG
Molecule: messenger RNA, 2038 nt
Organism: Strongylocentrotus purpuratus (purple sea urchin)
Lineage: Eukaryota; Metazoa; Echinodermata; Echinoidea; Camarodonta; Strongylocentrotidae
Product: rho GTPase-activating protein 8
Exons: 12
Coding region: 9-1619 (536 amino acids)
Biological process (GO): small GTPase-mediated signal transduction; negative regulation of endocytic recycling
Cellular component (GO): cytoplasm
Molecular function (GO): GTPase activator activity
Source: RefSeq, a predicted model, not a curated record